GAAAACUCUCUUCCGGUUAGCAAAAAUGGCUCAAGGUACAAAAAAGUUUAAAGCUCAGCGGCCUGGAGCCUCCAAGAAACACCAACAAAACAAACAGAAAGGACCGAAGAAAGGAGGGAGGAUUAUUGCACCAAAGAAGGCUCAAGUGGUCGAACAACAGAAAUUGAAGAAGGGUCUAGAGAUUGCCAUCAGGAACAAGAUUGAGAAGGAAGUGACCCAGAGGGCGAGCUUAUCCCUCCACAAGCCGCUGAGUGUGGUCAAAGGGGCUGAGGGUAAAGGCAAAGCGGGAACAGCCAAUCCAGGAAGCAGCUCCAAAUAGGACCUGAUACACAACUGCACACCUGAGUCUGAGGGUAUUACAUCAAAAAGCUGCUGAAGCUGAAUAACUGUGUCCAUUGAUCACUGAGCUACAUAUAAUUUCAAAUAUAUGCCAUCUUUUCUUUUUGUUUCAGCUGCCAUCAGGCAUGUAGAAAUAGUCCAAGUUGUUCUUGUACAGAUUUAGAUUUUACAAACAAAUUCUCAAAAUAAGAUGAGAAAUUCUGGAUAUGAUCUGCAGCCAUUGAAUUUACAUAAACCUCCAAUGGAGGGUACAAAGAUACUUGAAGGACUCCUGCAGUCUGUGAUUUCCUUGCUGUGUUUCUUAUUGUAAACACCUAAUUCAAAACAGAACAGACAUGAGAAAUAAUUAUAUGGUGUACAGAAAACAAUGUUUACUGUUUUGUAUUUAAGUUGCAGAGCCAUACAACUUCACACAGUGAACCUGUAUUAGAUGUAUUUGUGUUGCUGCAUAAAACCAAAGGAUGGUAAUCCUGACUAAUGAA
Scomber scombrus (Atlantic mackerel) is the source of this 821-nucleotide messenger RNA. It is a transcript of the gene c2h19orf53, whose product is annotated as chromosome 2 C19orf53 homolog. The record is from RefSeq and is a predicted model, not a curated record. Lineage: Eukaryota; Metazoa; Chordata; Actinopteri; Scombriformes; Scombridae. The transcript has 3 exons. Bases 26 to 319 code for a protein of 97 amino acids.